Messenger RNA from Fusarium venenatum, 759 nucleotides. The record is from RefSeq and is a predicted model, not a curated record. Lineage: Eukaryota; Fungi; Ascomycota; Sordariomycetes; Hypocreales; Nectriaceae.
AUGGCUCCCAAGAUCGCUAUCGUCUACUACUCCAUGUACGGCCACAUCAAGCAGUUGGCCGAGGCUGAGAAGGCCGGUAUCGAGAAGGCUGGCGGUACUGCCGACCUCUUCCAGGUCCCCGAGACCCUCCCCGAGGACGUCCUCGCCAAGAUGCAUGCUCCUCCUAAGUCCACCGACGUUCCUACCCUCGACGACCCUUCCAUCCUUGAGGGCUACGAUGCCUUCCUCCUUGGUAUCCCCACCCGUUACGGAAACUUCCCCGCCCAGUGGAAGGCUUUCUGGGACAAGACCGGCAAGCAGUGGGCUUCCGGUGGUUUCUGGGGCAAGAUGGCCGGUAUCUUCGUCUCCACCGCCUCCCAGGGUGGUGGUCAGGAGACCACUGCUCAGAACGCCAUCUCUACCCUCACCCACCACGGCAUCAUCUACGUUCCCUUCGGUUACGCCAAGGCUUUCGGUACCCUGACUGACCUCUCCGAGGUUCGCGGUGGUAGCGCCUGGGGUGCCGGUACCUUCGCUGGUGGUGAUGGUUCCCGUCAACCCUCGGCCAAGGAGCUCGAGCUUGCUCAGGUCCAGGGAGAGUACUUCUACCAGACCGUUGCCAACAGCCAAGCCAAGGCUGCGCCACCGGUGUCCGAGAACACCAAGCCUGCUGAGGCUGAGAAAGAUGUUGCACCAAAGACGGAUAACAAGGGACCACAAGAGCUCAAGGAAGUCAAAGAGGGUCCCUGCGGCCUGCCCGCCAAGUGUGUUGUUCAAUAG